UGGCGGUCCUACGAAGUUGGAUUUCAAUUUAACAUCCUCUGAAAUCGGAUUUCAUGGUUUUGGGUAACAUCGUGAUUGGUUUACAAACCUUUUUGACCCUGAGAAGAACCCCAAUCAUUUUUAAGAUCAAGUGGAAAAAAUGGGUUCCAUUAGUUUGACUUGCCCACUGUGUUGUGGAGAGACUUUUGAUAAUUUUGAAUCUCUGAAGUAUCAUUUACUCAGUAUAACAGACAAUUUGUAUUGCCCUGGUUGUUCAUUAAGAAUGCACUCCAUAGCAGAGUUGACACAACAUUUGGAUGCUUGUCAAACCGAACCAGGAAGUACCACAAUUGAAGAUGAAGAAAACCAUGAAAAUCAAAGUUCAACUUUAAAUGAAGAUGUAAAUGAUAUAAUUAUGUACAAUUCAACUUGUUACCCAAGUUUGAGUGAUGACAAUUUCCUUGCAACAGUUAAUGAAGCUGGUCAAAUGAUGACAAGUGAUGGAAGAGCUUUACAAGUAGACGAAAAUGGAGACAUACAAGUUGUUGAAAAAAUUGUUUGUAAUCAACAACCACUCACAGAUCCUUUUGAAAACAAUUCCAGAGAUUCAACUGAAAAUGAAAAUAUAUAUAUAGACAACUUAGCAACAAAUGAUAUGCAGGAAUCAGCUUCUGAAAUAAUUACCGAUGAGUUAGUAGAUGUAAAUGAUAAUUCACCCAUGAGUCUGCAACAAAUAGAGGAACCUGCUAUUAAUAAUACAGAUUUAUUAUUAAUAAAAGAUGAAAAUUUAAAUAAAGAAGAGGAAUCAAGUACUACAUAUAAUUGUAGCACCUGUGAUAUGAGUUUUUCUUGCGUUCUAACUCACAUAAAUGAAUAUCACAAUGGACAAGAAGUAGUUUUAGAAAUGAAUGAAACAUUAGAAAAGGAAUUAAUGCUUCCUGUUACUAAUACUAAAGUACCUAGUCAAAUCAAUUCUGCAGCCAAUAAACCUGUACAAAAAUCUAGACAAACUAUGAAUACAUUGCAAACAGAAGAAUGUAUUGACAGUGACGGUAGAUUAUACACUAGAAAAGUCGUUCAAAUUGAAAAAUUUUGGGAUAGACAGCCAGUUAACUUACCUAGCACUAAAGCUCCUAUGAUUGAAAAGUUUUUUUCCAAUGUAGAAGGAGUAAAGGUUCGAGAUAAAAGUGUUACUGUAGCCCCUACAAAAAUGUAUAGAUGUAAUCAGUGUUUAGAACAAUUUGCUAAAUUAAACGAAUUUCAUGUUCACAUGUGUUUACAAGGAACAAAUCGAUGUCAACAUUGUGAACAAACAUUUGCUACCAUGAAUGCAUUAAAAAAUCAUCUGAAAACACAUGAUACUGAUUUAACAUCCCAACAAAUUUUUCUUUGUUCUAUUUGUGGUACCGAAUUUUUCACCCAUAAAAGUUUACGACUUCAUUCAAGAAUGCAUCAACCAGUACGUACAAGGCAUGUUGACGCUCCUGAAGGUGCAGAAGAGGAAACUUUUCAAUGUCAGGAAUGUGGAACAACUUUAUCCGAAUCAUAUCGUGAAGCACACAUGGCUCUACAUGCAAGCGAGCCAAUUACUUGCACUGUAUGUAACAGAAAAUUUGAUUCUGAAGAAAGUUUGAUUAUGCAUGCAGCAGUUCACAUGGAUAAUAGUAAUUCUAAUACUAACGAUGUUUUAACAAGUCCAGAACUUCACUUUCAACAUCAGUCUCAAUCACCAGAAUUGCUAAACCAAGACCUUUCGUCAAUGAACCUAAGUGUAAACGAUAGCAGUAAAUUAACUGAAUCUUUGAAAUCCGAAACUAUUGUAUCCACACAAACUACUGAACAAUUAAGUGAACAAGCUGACCUUCAAAAUCUCAAGCCAUACCAAUGCCAGCAUUGCGGCCGACGGUUUAUGCGACCUCAUGAAAAAGUAAAACACGAAAGGAUACACACUGGCGAGAAGCCUCAUUCAUGUGAAGUAUGUGGUAAGAAGUUUCGAGUUUCUUAUUGCUUGACACUUCACAUGCGCACUCACACAGGUGUUCGUCCAUACGAAUGUCAACAUUGUGGUAAGCGCUUCAAAGCUUCAUCUGUGUAUAAUCACCAUCUGUUGACACAUGGCGAUAAACGAGCUUAUACAUGUCCAUAUUGUCCAAAAACAUUUAAAACAAGAGUACAACUUGCUGGACAUAAAAAUAGUCACACUAAACCGUUUCGCUGUACAGAGUGCUCAAGACCGUUUGCUUCAUUAUAUGCUGCGAGAGCCCAUAUACAAACGCAUAAAAAAGUUAAUAAUCUCAAAUUUAGCUGUGCUAUAUGUGGUGCAUCGUAUGGUCGAGCUUUUGCUUUGAAAGAUCAUAUGCGACUUCAUCCAGAUGUGACCAAUCCACCAGAAGCAUCCAGGGAAGAAGAAGUACAAGAGGAAGAUACUUUUUUGCUUCCCCAUGAAGAAGUUUUAUUGAAUGAAAAUGAACUAAUCGUUCCAUCAGAUAUGGUAGUUGAAGAAUGCUGAUAAUAAUUAUGCGCUAAAAUUCAAGUGUAUUUUUUUCCAUAAUGUUAUAAAUAGUUAGUUUUGUUUUCGCAUCUAUUAAUAUAUAUAAUAAUAUAUAUUUUACAAUUACUUUGACUUUUAAACUUUAAUGUUACUGUUGACAUAUGUUUAAAAGUUUAAAUUCAAUUUAUAAAUACAAUUCAUGGAGCUCGUUUCUAAACUCUAUUGAAAAAAAGUAUAAAACUUUAUCUAUACCACGAUCUUUUUUGUAGAAGGUGAAGUCGCUUAGGACAUAUUUUGAAUAUAAAUAAACUGACUGAUCAGAAUAAUGGCUUAAGAA
Messenger RNA from Trichogramma pretiosum, 2807 nucleotides. Its product is annotated as zinc finger protein 774-like. The transcript is spliced from 7 exons. Gene Ontology annotation, molecular function: RNA polymerase II transcription regulatory region sequence-specific DNA binding; DNA-binding transcription factor activity, RNA polymerase II-specific. Gene Ontology annotation, biological process: regulation of transcription by RNA polymerase II. The coding region runs from base 140 to 2488 and encodes 782 amino acids. The record is from RefSeq and is a predicted model, not a curated record. Gene Ontology annotation, cellular component: nucleus. NCBI's taxonomy places the organism in Eukaryota, Metazoa, Arthropoda, Insecta, Hymenoptera, Trichogrammatidae.